This is a messenger RNA of Parascedosporium putredinis, 1587 nucleotides long. The record is from the annotation of a GenBank genome assembly. Lineage: Eukaryota; Fungi; Ascomycota; Sordariomycetes; Microascales; Microascaceae.
AUGGCGCACGCCUUCACCAUGUUCCCCGGCGACCCCUCGGGGUACACCAACAGGCUCAAGUCCUCGGACCAGGCCAAGUACCCCAAGACGGCCUUCUUCCAGGGUCCGCUGCAGGUAUCGCGCGUGGAGUGCGACGUGACGGAGCUCGAGACGUCGGGCGAGAUCCCCAAGGAGAUCAACGGCACGUUUUACCGCGUGCAGCCCGACCCCCAGUUCCCGCCCAUGUACGAGGAAGACGUCAACUUCAGCGGCGACGGCAACGUGACGGCCUUUGUCUUCCGCGACGGCCACGUCGACCUCAAGCAGCGCUAUGUGCGCACCGACCGGUUCAAGGCCGAGCGGGAGAGCCGUAAGGCCCUGUUCGGCAAGUACAGGAACCCGUACACCGACAGCGAGAUGGUCAAGGGUAUCAUCCGCACCGUGUCCAACACCAACGUCUACUUUUGGCGGGGCGCCCUGCUCGCCUCCAAGGAGGACGGCCCGCCGUACGCCAUGGACCCCAAGACGUUGGAGACGACGGGGCGGUACGAUUUCGAGGGCCAGAUGAAGGCCCCUGCUUCACGGCGCACCCCAAGAUCGACCCGGAUACGGGUGAGAUGGUGGCUUUCGCAUACGAGGCGGGCGAAGACGCAGGAGUCGUGGUACAAGGCGCCGUUCUGCGGCAUGAUUCACGACUGUGCCCUGACCAAGAACUACCUCAUCCUUCCCAUGACGCCCAUCGUGGCGGACCUGGAGAGGAUCAAGAAGGGCGGGAAUCAUUGGGCGUGGGACCCCACCAAGGACCAGUGCUACGGUAUUGUGCCACGGAAAGGUGGCAAGCCCGAGGAUAUCGUCUGGCUGCGAGCCGAAAAUGGUUUCCACGGCCACGUUGCCGGCGCAUACGAGGACGAGAACGGUCACAUUGUCUGCGAUCUGACGGUCGCGGACGGCAACGUCUUCUUCUGGUGGCCGCCCGAUGAUGCAGGCGAUGGCGCGGUACAAAAGUCGAUGCCCCAAAGGCAAAGACUCAUCUCAGACACGUUCCGGUGGGUGUUUGACCCCAAGAGCCCGACAGACACGCGGGUGACGCCGGCGCCGAUGCGGGCCCCCGCCGGCGGUCUGUGGAACGUGAUUGGCCACUACAACUGGGACACGGGGGCCAAGGACGAGUACUUUGCCGGGCCGACGUGCACGUUCCAGGAGCCCGUCUUCGUGCCCAAGGCGGAGGACAGCCCCGAGGGCGAGGGCUACCUGAUGACGCUGCUGAACCACCUCGACGUGCAGCGCAACGACCUCGUCAUCUUCGACGCGCUGGACCUGGCCAAGGGCCCCGUCGCGGCGCUGCACCUCCCCGUGCGGAUGCGCAUGGGCUUGCACGGGAAUUUCGUGCCGCAGAGCGAGAUUGAUGAUUGGAAUAGGCGUAGGGGCGGCGAGGAGGGCCCUGUUCAGGUGGCGACGGAGCCCCUGCCCUGGCAGACGAAAUUGGCGGAGGCGGCGGCGGCGGCGGCGCACCAAAAUGGGAGCAACGGUGCGAGUGACACCAACGGCGCUACGAACGGCACUAAUGGCGUAAACGGGACAAAUGGGACGAACGGCGUCCAUGCGUGA